This is a messenger RNA of Folsomia candida, 2370 nucleotides long. RefSeq lists its product as uncharacterized. NCBI's taxonomy places the organism in Eukaryota, Metazoa, Arthropoda, Collembola, Entomobryomorpha, Isotomidae. Gene Ontology annotation, biological process: proteolysis. The coding region runs from base 858 to 2282 and encodes 474 amino acids. Gene Ontology annotation, molecular function: cysteine-type peptidase activity. The transcript is spliced from 9 exons. The record is from RefSeq and is a predicted model, not a curated record.
CUUCAAAUAAAAUCCCAAAGCUGGACAACAAAACAGACUCAUCCCCUUCGGACGAAGAUUUCAGUGACCCUGAACCUGGGAAGGCCGUGGUUCGUCCAAAAAAGUCCUCAGUUGGACGACCUAUCAAAGGCGGGAACAAAUUUGUGGUGUAUCGGAAUCGGACUGAAGAAGUUGUCAAAGGUAAUCGCAAGUAUUACUACCAGUCCAAAAAGAAGAAAGAGGAGGGUAUCGUUAUCCCAAGAGGACCAUUCGGUCGAAAGUGGGCCGGUCACCCCAAAUCAGAUCGGACAAGUCGUUCGUCACUGCGACAGGAAUCAUCAACACGGUCAUUUGCAUCUUCAACCAGUUACUUGCCCCGAGCCGCUGCCUUAUCAAAAGCAAUUGAAAAUGCCAAAUCGGUAGCCGAUUUAAGGAGACGCCCAGAUACUACGGCAGAUCCAUGUGGCUCUGAGUUGACAGAAAAACCAAAAGUUGACUUAUUCAGGGACGUCAACGACUCAUACAUGGCGGAGCUCAACAGACGCCAGGAGGAGGCAGCCUAACCGUUCCCCGCAAUUCCAGAACCAUCUGCUUCGUGCCCCCCCAUUCCAGAGUCCCUCUUUGGUCGUCCGCCACUUCCGGACCAAAAAAGAAGGGGUCCCCCGAAGCAAGGAACUCGGCCCAAAGUGUCAAGAGACGAACUUCCAGCCAGGGGCAGGGGAAGACCUCCGAAAUACGCAAGGAGAACUGUGGUUGAUGAGGAAACCGAAACAGUUGACCUUGGGAUUGGAAACGAUGAAGACAAGGCCGAGCAUUUUUUGACUUCUGAUAGAGUGAAGAAGGCGUUGGAAGAGUUGGACGCUGCGAUCCAGGAGGAGAUGGAUAAAAUCCGAAGCGUAAAGGUGAAAAAGUCUCAAGCAGGUGGAGGUUAUUGGGGGCCCACCGUGGACGUUGACUCUGGCAGGAGCUACAAAUGCAAAGUUCCUACAAAAGCCAAGCAGUUCACCGACGAGUGGAAUUCUAAAACGAAACUCACAAACAAGGAGGAAACGACGGUCCACCGAUUUAUUUCGGACGUGAGUACCGCAAUGACCUACGCUUUCAUGAAGGCGAUGAAGCAGGGCAUAGAUAGAUCCCAGUACGAUCGGGAAACUCAUGUCAUACACCAUAAAAACGGUGAGGGGCUUGCUGUCAACUCUGAAAUUAUCGACAAUUUCUUUCCGUCCCCAAUUCCUCGUCUACCUCAGCUUGAUGUCCUCAUUCCAGAAGUAGUGCGGAACUUUACCCGAAUACUGAAUGAAUCAAAAUUGCUCCCCUCACUGCCAACCACUGCUCAGAAAAAAGUUCCCCAAAAAAGGAUUCUUCGCAAAAAAGUGCCCCAUCACGAGGUGGUAAUCAAAAAGUCUGACUUUGACCAGUACCUCCAAGGUCCUUGGCACGAGCUCGUUGGUCAUCAGAAUGGCGAACAUUGGGGAAACGUACAUGGGAUUGAUCUUUCAUACGAGGAUGGAGCAGCCAUACUCAACGCCGAUUAUUCUGACGCUGUGCUGGAUGCAUACGGAUCUAUGAUCGCGGAAAAUUCAAAUGUGGAUGACAACAUGAUUCCGACGGUAUACUUCCCCAUGUCCUCGAUGCAGAUUUUACUGCAGAGCAGAGAUGUACAUCAUCCUGAACUUCAGCCUUUUGUAGAAACAUUGAGACGGAAUCGGGAGAACAUUGAUGUUGUGCUGGCUCCCCUCCACAUCCAUUAUUCUCAGCAUUGGACCUUAAUGACUGCAAACAUUCGGCAAGUCGGAUUGUCCAUAUUUGACCCCAUUCGUCCAGGAGAAAAAAUUGAAGCAGGUUUCGAUACAUUCGAGGAUAAAACCGAGUCCAACCUGUAUAUGAAAAGAACCAGAGACGGACUCGUCGCCAACAUGAGGCUGUUUCGACAACUUCUACGGCAUGCCCUUCCAGACCAACAGGGGUGGGAGUUGGAUGAAGGGUCCGACUGGCCUAUGAGCGAAACGUAUGAGCAGAUUGACGGGAUUUCUCGUCAAGGCCGCAACCGAGACUGCGGCGCCAUCGUGAUUUUGGCAAUGGAAUCCCACUCGAAAAGCGUUGACUAUGAUAAUCCCGAACUGGAAGUCAUGAGAAAACAAGGAGAUUGGAGGGGAGUGAGGAAUAUUCAGUUUCUCCAGAUGAGGAGCUUGAGUCGUCUGGGAGGUCUGGGAGUGCCUCUCCCUGAUCUGCGAGGCAAAUGGCAGCCUAACAUAUACGACGAGGAGCAAAAGAAGGAGGCGGAAGAAGAUUGUUACGAAUAAUUCUCAAGGGGCCAAUGGCAAUAUCAUUUAAAAUGCAAAUUUUACAAAUUUUAAAAGUCUGUAUCCUAAAAUUAUCGUCACAUUAUUA